UUGACAGAAGCACCGCCGCGCGUCACCGUGGCAACGGGAAAUUAGAGGCCUAUUUGAACGGGCUUUGAAUCGUUUUGUGACCAAAGAGACGAACUGAAGCAUAAUUGUGGAGUUACAGUGGCGGUUGGAGUGGGCGAGAGAGAUGAGAUUGGAGAGCGAGCUCAGAGAUAAAGUCAGGUUUUUGAGGAGCUCGACAUGAUGCCGUUUCUGAACAAACUGAUAUGAAAUCAAGGUUGCAAACUGUUUGAUUAAGCAUCAUACAGUUCUCAUGCAGAAAGUUGGUGUUGAUCAGAUUGUAACUGGGACUUAAAAAGCAAUGAGUUCAGUCUUCGGACUAUUGUUUGGCGAAAAUCAAUGCUGAUCAAGAGCACUGGCUAGAGUUUAUGCUACUUCCUGCUGUCUAUCGGCAUCUGGGUGUAACAUUCCAGAAUGCUUCAAGAAGAUAAUUUUGAUAAACUUCUUGCUCAGAAGGAACAGGAAUGUAAGGACCUUCAGAUACAACGUGUCCAGUCACUAGAUACUGCACUUCGAGAUUCACAAAGUAAACUCAAAGAACAGCAAGAAAAGUUUAACAAACUGAAAGAGGACUUUAUGUUUAACCUAAAGGUAUUGGAGGAACGAGACCGAGAUUUGGAACGAUAUGAUGCUAUAUUUGCUCAACUAAAGGUUACUGAAAGCUGCAAACAAGCAGAGAUCAGUGAUCUGCAAAUUCAGAUUGACAAGAUGCAAGAACUUGUGACUAAGGAAACAAAGGCUCGGGAGGAAGUGCAGCUUCAGUACCAACAUGCACUAAAAGCAUAUAAGCUAGAAAUAGAGAAGAUGCGCAGUUCAAAAGACUCAAAGAUUGAUGGACAACGUGAAGAGUAUCAGAAACUAAAACAAAAUCUUCAGCACAGAGUCCAAGAAGUGGAGGGACAACUUGCUUUACAAAAACAGGAAAUGUUGGCAGAGUUUGACGCAGUGAUGAAAUGUCGAGAGCAUGAAUUUACACUCCAAGCAGAUGAAAUGAGUAAUGCAGUACUUACCAGUGAACUAAAGGUGAAACUUCUUUCAAAAGAGAUGCAACUUUUGAAGGAGGCAGGAGCAAAGGCUGCAGAGUCACUUCUUACAGCAGAGAAAACAAACAGUCAACUGGAAAAAGAGCUUCAAAGAAAAGACUGUGAACUGAAAGAUGUAGCCAUCUUAAAAGAUGUCAGGAUAAAGGAACUAGAAGACCAAUUAAAUAGAAUGGAAAUUAAAUUGAAAAAAGAAGAAGAAAUAUUCCAACGCAAACAUUGUGAAUUGGAUCGUUUUGCUCGUGAGAGAGAUACAAAGCUUGCUACUGUAACGGAACUACAUUCAGAACAGAUUAGGGAGCUGGAAAACCAAAUACGUGAACUGCAAAUGAGUUUGGACACGGGUGAAAUGGAGAAACGACGAAUGGAAUGGAGCCAUGCAGAUGCUACAAAGGAGAAAGAGGAUUCCAUUGAGAAGUUACGUGGGGAACUUUCAAUGGUAAAGACUGGCUGGGAUACUCAUAUAGCACAGAUCUCCAAGGAGACUGUUGCUAAGGACAUGCAAAUUAAAAUGUUGCAGGACCAACAUUCAAAGCUGAAAACUGAAUUAAGCAGAUACAAGGACGAUGUGGAAAAAUAUAAACAACAGCUUGUCCGAGCUGCAGAAAGGGAGCAAGAUCUGGAACGACUGAAAGUACAGGCAGAGUUGGAUUGGCAGCACCGCUGUGAGGAGAUAGAAAGAACUCAGUAUGCAAAAUCUGAACAAUUUCUUCAAAGUCUGAGCCAAGCCCGGGACCAGGUUUCAGCUGAACUACAAGAGAAAGAAUGUAAACUACAGGAGGUGGAAACUUUGGUCCAAUCGUUGACUCUAGAAAGAGAUCAAGCAAUAUCUGCGUUGUCGAAACAUGGUGUUUUUCCAGAACAGUAUUCACAGAAUGCAAUACAUCAAAAAGGAAAUAUAAAUAAUGCAGAAUUCCCUUCAGAUGUUAUUCGGAAGCUCCAGGAGCAGAAUGUGAACCUGCGUACCGUUAUUGCACAAAUGAGGAAAGAGAUGGAGAUUCUGAGUGAGCAAACUCCUGCUAACCAAAGCCAGAACCAAUCAGUUGAUAAGAUGGGAUCACUCAAGAGCCUCAAAGAACCUUCUAAAGAUAUUAUGACCUCAUGCACUCCAGAGUAUGUUAAAUCUUUGGAAAAUGAGGUUCAUGAACUAAAACAAAAGUGCAGAAAGUUGGAAGGACAACUAGAAGAUAUUUCAAAAACUUCCAUUAAAUCCAGUGUUCCCUUUCCAAACCUCCCUGUCACUGCAGACAUUACCUAUCUUCAGAACCACACUCAUACUUUAAAUGAGACUAUAGCUGGCCUUCGAGCUGAAAAGGUCUCUACAGCUAUUACUACAAAGAAGCAUGAAGCUAGGGUUGUACAUUUGAACUCUCUGGUAGUACAGCUCACACAACAGCUACGUCAGAAGCAGGUUGAAAUCAACCAACUGAGAUAUGAGUUAACCUGCCAACAACAACGAACAAGUGCAGAAAUUGUGAGGCUAAAUGAGAGAAUUUCUGAACUGGAAUUACAGUUGGUAGAAGCACACAGGGAGGCAGAUGAAUACAUUAAGGGGAAUCUUCAACAAAACGCAGAAGCUGUGGCUUUAGGAGAUGAGGUUUCAGCUCUGAAGCUGGAUUUGGUGAGUGGCUAUACUCCAGUUGUGGUUGAACAGACUCAACUCAUCAAGGAGCUUCAGGGAGAAAUUCUGCAACUACGACAACAACUGGUACACUCAAAAUUGGUCAACAGUUCCUCAAAGCAGCAAAGUCCUACAGUAUCUGUUUUGCAAGGCAAACUAAAGCAGGCAGCUCGCUACAUCAGUAAGCUAUCCCGUGAGAAACAGCAAUUGAUUGAGAUGGGGAACCGACUCCGUGCAGAACUGCUUAGAUCUAAAUUAGAUGAUUUUCAGCCCUCUGUUGCUGUAAGCUAUUCAGAUCCAGUUGCACAGUCUCCCAGAGAACUAGCACAGGAAGUGAAGAAUCGUCUGUCCACUCUAGAGCACUUACAGUACCAACUCACUACACAGGAGUUGCAAUAUGCACAGCUGAAACACUUGAACCAAGUUCCCAUCACUGUACAGCAGUAUUCAUCAGAGAGUGAAAAUGGCCAGAAUGCCCAGGAUAAGGAAACUGAAACAAAAGAACACACCGGGAAUAUGAAUCCAGCUGUACUGUCAACAGGAAAAUCCAUGAAUGGUAAAACAAAGGAAACCACCAUCUCAGUGACUAGCCAGUCACAUUUUCUUGUACCAGAACCAAGCCAGACACAACCAAUGAUGCAUGGUCCAUCUGCCCAAUCAGAACUAAUAAUGUCAUCCUAUGGAGCCGACAGUUCUAUUCAAGAUAUUUGGCAGAUGCUAGAAGGAGGAUCCAGCCCUUCCAUAUCUACUCCACAGAACAACAGUGAUGCAGAUGAUGUUGGUGUCAGAAAGCUUGCGAAUGAGACAGAGUCGGCACUGUUGACAAAAGACGCCAUUUCCACAAAGAAAGCUGGAAUGAAACCAAUAAACACCUUACAAGGACAUAAAGUUAAUGUCCAGAGCAAAGCAAAACCUCACCGCUUUACUGCUCCUAGAACAAAACAGAAACAUUCAUUCAAAACUGCAAAGAUUAGAAAUUACAAUAUCCGUGAUUAAGUCCUCUCAUCAGCAAGAAUCUGAAACAAGAGAUCCAAGUGUUGCAACUGCAAGACAGGAUAUCUUUUUCUCACACUGAACAACUUAAACUAUUCACUCUAAAAUACCAAAAAACAACUACAGACUUCAGGAAUCUUGGUGGUUUUCUUUCAACACGGAACAGGAACUUUGUCAAACUUUACUUUCAGCAGUCAAGAAUAUUGUGCCAGUACUCUUACUACAGUCCAAUAUCUUUUUCUCAAAGGAGUCUUCAUAUCCAUACUUCUGAUAACCAAAACAAUUGUUUCACAUGAAAUGGGAAGUGGGACAAUCCGGUCUUUAAUUGGCUCUGAUUGUUCUGUCACCUUUUUGCUGGUUGGCAAUCUUUUGGUACUAUUCACAGUACUUAUUAAGAUGUUUCAGAGAUAUAAGGAACUGCAGAUGCUGGAGAAUCUGAGAUAACAAGGUAUAGAGCUGGAUGAACAUAGCAGACCAAGCAGCAUCAGAGGAAGGCUGACGUUGCAGGCAUUUCUGAAGAAGGGUCUAGGCCUGAAACAUUAGCCAUCCUGCUCCUCUGAUGCUGCUUGGUCUGCCGUGUUCACCGAGCUCUACGCCUUGUUACCUCUUAUUAAGAUGUGGUGUGUUUUCCAGAGAAGGACAAGUUCUAUCAGUUUCUGAUCUUAAAUUGGAAGGCCUUGCUUUGACGUAGCAUUCUGAAGUUCAAUCAACUGAUGAAAAAUUUCUCCAAAUAGGAUAAUUUCAUGGAGGUUUCAAACUAAAAUCUUCAAACAUUUGGCUCAAAUCUGAAUUAUGGAAUUAAAAAUUAAAUGCAACAGAUUCUACAGAUCUGAACUAACAUCAGGAAAUGCUGAAGCUGGUCAAGCAGCAUCUGUUGGGAUGAAGAUAGGUCAAUGCUUCCAGUCAGUAAUGUUUUGGGUUCUGACAAUAGAUCAAUCUCAAACAUUAGUCUUGCGAUUCUUGAGAGAUGCUUCUUAAUCUGAAUGUUUGCAGCAUUUUCAGAUUUUUCUAAGAACCGUUAAUACCAUACUACUUUAUAAAUUAUAUUUUAAGAAUGUUUCAGCACUGUAUAGCUAUUUUAUAUACAACCGAUUUUUAUAACUAUCAAAUUAUUCGUGGAUAUAUUAAUUUUAUUUCCAAAUUUAACUUCUGUUGUACAAUAAAUACCAAUUUUUACAUGCAACAAGGACUUUUUCCACAAAGGAUGACAUAUGAAAUAAACCAAAACAGGAAAUCCCAUCUUCUGCAUAUAUAUACUAUACCAAAAAACUCUGAACUGGUUGUCUAGCAGUGGUGACAUAAAUUCCUUCUCUACACUGCCUAUGAGAGGGGAGGCACCACUAAUACAGCAAGUCAUAAAGAUCUGAAAUGCACUAUGCAAGGGUGUGUGAAACAGGUCUAAUUGAUGCAGUGAAAAGAGAGUUUGAGUGACUGAAAAGAUACAGUGUGCAGAGUUACAAGGAGAUGGCGGAGGAAUCACACAAGACCUGGUACAAACCUGUUGCGUCAAAUAGAUUCCCUAUGUACUGUAAAAAUUCUGUGAACAGUGGUUCAGCACUUCUACAGCUCCCAUUUUCUACACUUCAGAUAGCAUGGAUGGAUGCAUUAGCUUUUCAGACCUACAAGUGAUUUAUGAACUUAUUUCUAUAGUGUCUUAUUUAACAUUACGUAGUAACAUCCCAGUAUUCCAACAUCAUUUACUGAAGACUCAUAUUUAAAGAUAAAUUAAGGAUUGAUCCAUAUCUGACAUGAAACAUCAAUCAGAAGUAAUUGGAACAGUUCAUCAUUGAUACAGGUAUUGAAAAUCAAUUACACAAGACAAACAAUUGGGAGAUGGCAAAAAUAGCCCUUUGUAAAAUCAUAGCAAGUACAUGUGUUGAAGAAAUAUAAACAUAAUGGAUUUUGAUAAAGGAUUAUUGUUACCUUGCAGUCAAAACUACAAGCAGAUGUUUAACCAAAAAUGAUAUGAAGGAAUCCACUGCAGUCUUCAGUCUUAACAUACCUUCAGGGUCCUUAUGAAAUGCUUUCUGCACAGUAAAACUUGUUUGAUCUAAAGAGAAUUUCUUUCCCUAUGGACAGAUACAGGAACUCUGAUCAUGCAAAAUGAGUCUAGAAAUUACUGAAGUGGUUCAGUGAAUAAUACUGUCACUUCAAAAUCACAGGUUUUUAGGAUCAAUGUUUGAUGAUAUGAAGGGACUACUGGCUUAAAAGGGCUGUUAGUCGAUAUUCAAAGCCGUGUUCCAGUAGUGCAGCUAUCUAUUAGGAGAUUUUCAGAUGAUUCUCCUUCCAUU
Stegostoma tigrinum is the source of this 5960-nucleotide messenger RNA. RefSeq names its product coiled-coil domain containing 57 (gene ccdc57). Lineage: Eukaryota; Metazoa; Chordata; Chondrichthyes; Orectolobiformes; Stegostomatidae. The coding region runs from base 430 to 3672 and encodes 1080 amino acids. The transcript has 20 exons. The record is from RefSeq and is a predicted model, not a curated record.